AUGGAUCACAAUUUCUCAAUGGUUCAAGACGGCAAACAGCUGUUGCUUGAGCGUGACUCGUCCAAACGGGUUCUGACAGGAUGCUUCCUCUCCCUCCUCAUCUUCACAACGCUGCUGGGCAACACGCUAGUGUGCGUGGCCGUCACCAAGUUCCGCCACCUACGCUCUAAGGUCACCAACUUUUUCGUCAUCUCCUUGGCCAUCUCUGACCUCCUGGUUGCCAUCCUGGUGAUGCCUUGGAAGGCUGCAACAGAGAUAGUAGGUUUCUGGCCCUUCGGCGCCUUUUGUAAUGUUUGGGUGGCAUUCGACAUCAUGUGCUCCACCGCCUCUAUCUUGAAUCUUUGCGUGAUCAGCGUGGACCGCUACUGGGCCAUCUCCAGUCCCUUCCGCUACGAGCGUAAAAUGACCCCCAGAGUGGCGUGUCUGAUGAUUAGCGUGGCGUGGACGCUGUCCGUUCUCAUCUCUUUCAUCCCGGUUCAAUUGAACUGGCACAAAGCUCAGACCACCAGCUAUGCCGAAAUCAACGGAACGUACCCUGGCGAGCCGCCCCCUGACAACUGCGACUCCAGCCUCAACCGGUCUUAUGCGAUAUCUUCAUCCCUCAUCAGCUUCUACAUCCCUGUGGCCAUCAUGAUUGUCACGUACACCCGCAUUUACCGCAUCGCCCAAAAACAGAUAAGGAGGAUAUCCGCCCUAGAGAGGGCGGCAGAGAGUGCCAAAAACCGCCACAGCAGCAUGGGGAACACAUCCAACAUAGAAAGCGAAAGUUCGUUCAAAAUGUCGUUUAAGCGAGAAACCAAAGUGUUAAAGACGCUUUCGGUCAUCAUGGGGGUGUUUGUAUGCUGCUGGUUGCCCUUCUUCAUUCUCAACUGCAUGGUUCCCUUCUGCGAGACUAACCUCUCCGAUGAUGGUAACGACUUCCACUGCAUCAGCCCGACCACCUUCGACGUGUUUGUGUGGUUCGGCUGGGCCAACUCAUCGCUCAACCCCAUCAUCUACGCCUUCAACGCCGACUUCCGCAAGGCCUUCUCUAUCCUGCUAGGCUGCCACCGUCUCUGCCCUGGCAGCAACACCAUCGAGAUCCUCAGCAUCAACAACAACGCCGGCGCGCCCCUUCCCAACCCCGGCUGCCAGUACCAGCCAAAAAGCCACAUCCCAAAGGAGGGCAACCACUCGGUGGGGUGCGUGAUGCCCCACAGCAUCCUGUGUCAGGAAGAGGAAUUACAGAAGCUGGAUGGAGGCAUCAUGGACGAGAUGGAGGUAGGUGUAGUAAACAAUGCCUUGGACAGACUAUACCCGGCGGUCUCGGGGAAUUUAGACAGUGACAUGGCAAUCUCUUUGGAAAAGAUCACCCCCAUAACGCAGAACGGACAGCAUAACGCCAUGUCCUGUUGA
Molecule: messenger RNA, 1395 nt
Organism: Nerophis lumbriciformis (worm pipefish)
Lineage: Eukaryota; Metazoa; Chordata; Actinopteri; Syngnathiformes; Syngnathidae
Source: RefSeq, a predicted model, not a curated record